AUGACGGCAGUGGAUCUUUUCAACACUUUGGAGGAUUUAAAAGAAGAGGAAUUUAAGAAAUUCAAAUGGCAUCUGCAGCAGCGGGACAUCCUGGAAGGCUACCAAAGCAUCAAAGUGUCCAAGUUGGAGAACGCAGAAAGGCAGGACACGGUGGAUGUGAUGGUGAAAACCUAUAAACUUCACGGAGCUCUGAAGGUGACCAAGAAGGUUUUAGAGGAGAUCAACAGGAAUGAUCUGGUGCAGAGUCUGCCAGACACCAGCUCAGGACCACAAGUGUGUGUAGUUGUGGCUGCUGCCAGCAAUGUGCCAUCUGAAGAAGUGUCCAAACCAGAAGUUCCCUGUGACGUCCCUGUGGAGAACCUGGAAAGCAGGAUGUGUACGAAGCACGAUAAACCUCUGGAGCUGUUCUGUAAGACCGACCAGACAUGUGUCUGCAUGCUCUGCACUGUUUUAGAUCACAAGAUGCAUGAUGUUGUUCCUCUGACAGAAGAAUAUGAAGGAAAGAAGGCCGAGCUGGGGAAGACAGGGGCUGAAAUUCACCAGAUGAUCCAGAAGAGACGACUGAAGAUUCAGGAAAUCAAACACUCUGUUGACUUUAGUAGGAUACAUGCAGACAGAGAGAUAGCAGAAGGUGUUCAGGUCUUCACUUCUCUGAAGGAGUCUGUUGAGAGAGGCCUGAAUGAGCUCAUCAACACGAUCAAAGAGAAGCAGAAAACAACAGAAAAACAGGCCAAAGCUUUCAUCAAAGAGCUGGAACAGGAAAUCUCUGAGCUGAUGAAGAGAAGCACUGAGGUGGAGCAGCUCUCACGCUCUGAAGACAAUCUCCAUCUUCUCCAGAGUGUCCAGUCCCUAAACAUCCAACAACCUCCACCCACCAAGGACUGGACAGAGGUCAGCGUCCGUCCAUCAUCAUAUGAGGGGACUGUGGUGAAAGCUGUGGUUCAGCUGGAGGAGACACUCAGUAAAGAGAUGAAGAAGCUGCUUGAAGCCGAGCUGAAGAGGGUCCAGCAGUAUGCAGUGGAUGUGACUCUUGAUCCUGAUACAGCACAUCCUAAUCUUAUCCUGUCUGAUGAUAGGAAACAAGUGAAUGAUCGUGAUCUACUAUCUAUGCUACUCAGGAAGAAUCUCCCAGACAACCCAGAGAGAUUUUCUGAGUGUGCUAGUGUUUUAGGAAAGCAGAGUUUCUCUUCAGGCAGAUUUUACUUUGAGGUUCAAGUUAAAGGAAAGACUGAAUGGGAUUUAGGAGUGGCGAGAGAGUCAAUCAACAGGAAGGGAGCAGUCGCACUGAGCCCUAAGUAUGGUUACUGGACGAUAUGGUUGAGAAAUAGAAAUGAGUACUACACUGCUGCUGGCCCACGUGUCCGUCUCUCUCUGAAGUCUCCUCCUCAGAAGGUGGGGGUGUUUGUGGAUUAUGAGGAGGGUCUGGUCUCCUUUUAUGACGUAGAUGUUGCAGCUCUUAUCUACUCCUUUACUGGCUGCUCCUUCACUGAUAAACUCUUCCCGUACUUCAGUCCCUGUGACAAUGAUGAUGGUGAAAACUCUGCCCCUCUGAUCAUCUCUCCUGUCAGAGUAAACUAAUCACUGAUCUUAUUUCAGGUAUUGAUUUAUUUUCAAUUAAGGGAACAAAUGUACAUAUUAAUAUAUUUU
Perca flavescens (yellow perch) is the source of this 1647-nucleotide messenger RNA. Its product is annotated as E3 ubiquitin-protein ligase TRIM21-like. The transcript is spliced from 2 exons. The record is from RefSeq and is a predicted model, not a curated record. Gene Ontology annotation, molecular function: protein binding; zinc ion binding. The coding region runs from base 1 to 1578 and encodes 525 amino acids. NCBI's taxonomy places the organism in Eukaryota, Metazoa, Chordata, Actinopteri, Perciformes, Percidae.